CCGUAGUUACGGUUCGUUCAGUUUACCGGACCGUGUGUUGUUUAGUUAUCGUUAGCUAGCCCACCUCAUAAAGCCAAACGAAUUGUAACGGUAACGUGUAAGAGGUGAUUUUAAACAACGUUUUAAACAUGUCAGAAAAAGGCGAAGUGGAUUUAACUGGUGCUAAACAGAACACGGGCGUGUGGCUGGUAAAGGUGCCCAAAUACCUGUCCCAGCAAUGGGCCAAAGCAUCAGGCAGGGGAGAGGUGGGGAAACUCCGGAUCGGGAAGAACCAAGGGAAGGCAGAGGUGGAAUUCACUCUGAACGAAGACCUGACCAUGAUUGACAGCCUCGGGGACAAGCCAACGGGAGUGCAGGCCCCCAGGGACCACCCGUUCACCAUGCAGACUGUAGGAGGACAGACCCUGGCCGUGUUCACUGAGACCCAGUCAGAGUCAUCAAAGGGCCAGUCAGAAGAGAGAUCUGAUGGCAGCACCUCAGGCCCAGAGAGAAUCUCCCUGGAGGGCCUGGUGGUGCAGAGAGCAGAGUGUAGACCUGCUGUCAGCGAGAACUAUAUGAAACUCAAGCGACUGCAGAUAGAAGAGUUAUCCAAGCCAGUGAGAUUGUCUCAGCAACUAGAGAAGGCUGUUACCACCAACUACAAACCAGUGGCCAACCAUUCCUACAACCUGGAGUACGACAGGAAGAAGAAGGAGGAAGGUAAAAGAGCCAGGGUCGACAAACAGCAGGUGUUGGACAUGCUGUUCUCAGCUUUUGAGAAGCAUCAAUAUUACAACAUCAAGGACCUGGUCGACAUCACCAAACAACCAGUGGUGAGAUACUACUAUAUACUACUAUAUACUACUAUAUACACCUGGUAUUACAACAUCAAGGACCUGGUCGACAUCACCAAACAGCCUGUG
This is a messenger RNA of Oncorhynchus gorbuscha (pink salmon), 902 nucleotides long. RefSeq names its product general transcription factor IIF subunit 2-like. The record is from RefSeq and is a predicted model, not a curated record. Gene Ontology annotation, cellular component: transcription factor TFIIF complex. Lineage: Eukaryota; Metazoa; Chordata; Actinopteri; Salmoniformes; Salmonidae. Gene Ontology annotation, biological process: transcription initiation at RNA polymerase II promoter; transcription by RNA polymerase II. The annotation marks the transcript as partial. The transcript has 9 exons.